ACACCGCUGGCUACUUGGCUGCGGCUGCCUAGCUCCUCCAGUUUGCUUAGAGCCCAGCGGCCCUGCAGACUUGGCACAGAGCACACCCACCUGCCUUUGUCACAGCACACUAAGAAGGUUCUCUGUGGUGACCAGGCUGGGUAGAGGGCUGCUGGGUCUGCAGGCGUCAGAGCAUGGAGGGGUCCCUCCAACUCCUGGCCUGCUUGGCCUGUGUGCUCCAGAUGGGAUCCCUUGUGAAAACUAGAAGAGACGCUUCGGGGGAUCUGCUCAACACAGAGGCGCACAGUGCCCCGGCGCAGCGCUGGUCCAUGCAGGUGCCCGCGGAGGUGAACGCGGAGGCUGGCGACGCGGCGGUGCUGCCCUGCACCUUCACGCACCCGCACCGCCACUACGACGGGCCGCUGACGGCCAUCUGGCGCUCGGGCGAGCCGUACGCGGGCCCGCAGGUGUUCCGCUGCACCGCGGCGCCGGGCAGCGAGCUGUGCCAGACGGCGCUGAGCCUGCACGGCCGCUUCCGCCUGCUGGGCAACCCGCGCCGCAACGACCUGUCCCUGCGCGUCGAGCGCCUCGCCCUGGCGGACAGCGGCCGCUACUUCUGCCGCGUGGAGUUCACCGGCGACGCCCACGAUCGCUAUGAGAGUCGCCAUGGGGUCCGUCUGCGCGUGACUGCAGCUGCGCCGCGGAUCGUCAACAUCUCGGUGCUGCCGGGCCCCGCGCACGCCUUCCGCGCGCUCUGCACCGCCGAGGGGGAGCCCCCGCCCGCCCUCGCCUGGUCGGGUCCCGCCCCAGGCAACAGCUCCGCUGCCCUGCAGGGCCAGGGUCACGGCUACCAGGUGACCGCCGAGUUGCCCGCGCUGACCCGCGACGGCCGCUACACGUGCACGGCGGCCAAUAGCCUGGGCCGCGCCGAGGCCAGCGUCUACCUGUUCCGCUUCCACGGCGCCCCCGGAACCUCGACCCUAGCGCUCCUGCUGGGCGCGCUGGGCCUCAAGGCCUUGCUGCUGCUUGGCAUUCUGGGAGCGCGUGCCACCCGACGCCGACUAGAUCACCUGGUCCCCCAGGACACCCCUCCACGGUCUCAGGCUCAGGAGUCCAAUUAUGAAAAUUUGAGCCAGAUGAGUCCUCCAGGCCACCAGCUGCCACGUGUUUGCUGUGAGGAACUCCUCAGCCAUCACCAUCUAGUCAUUCACCAUGAGAAAUAAAGGACAGUACCAGGCUAGACCUGGACAGCUCAUAAUUCCCAGGUUCCUUGGCCAGGCAACAUCCAAGGGGACCAGGACCCUGCUCACAGAGGCUCCGAGCCUCACGGUAUUAUAACAACAGUGGAGCCAGCAAUCUGGGUGUAUAUGUAUGCCGACAUGAGCCUCAGCAUGAAACUUCUGGAAAAACUCCCCUUGUUUUAUUCUUUCUUAGAACUACGUAGUAAAGCAGACAGGAAACUAGCCAUAAUGUCUGGAGGUCCAGGCUCCAGUCUGCUCUGUCAUGGACUUCCAGUGCGGACCAGGACACUUCACCUAUCUGGGGCUCAGCUGAAGAAAUAGAAGAUCUGAAAGACCUGCAUAAACUCCAACGCUAGCUCAAAGGUGGGCCUCUGGAUUGCUGAAUUCUUAGGUAGGUGUGGCACUGCUCAGCCCUGUGGAGAACAAAGCCUGAGACUGGAGCUGUGCAAACUGAUCAGAGGUACAGCAAACCCUGGGAAUGUUAUAGCAAGAAGUGUGGAGCCCCUGCCUACCUGUGAUCAUAUCAGCUGACCCACACUUCCUUAAUCUGGGACCCACCAAGAGAAGGAGACUGAAGACCCAUAGUCUCAAAGCAUCUGAAAGCUGUAUGUCAAAACCUGGGAGACCUGAAGGGGCUCUGGGUCCCAGUAGUUAAGGCAGCUGUGGCUCUGACCCCUCCUGGGGAGUGCACUCCCUCCUAGGAUGUGAAAGUCCAGGAGAUCUGGCAGUGUCUUCCCACUUGCCCAAACCCAGCCAGGCUAACUUCAAGAGUGGUGCUUUCCUUAUUUACACUUCGGGUGCAUUUGUUGGUCCUAUUAAAGGAGAGAGGUGUACUUGGGACCAAGUGAGCCACAAGACAGGAGGCUAAGGAGACCAUGUUUUUCUGGGGACGGCAUCUCUAUGUACAGGGCAAUCGGUUUCAGGCUUCCCACUGCGCCAGAGCUUCAGGCGAGGCGGAGCUCAGCCAAGGGCAAUGGCAGAUCAUAGUUAUUCCCAGAUCCAUCGAGAGCUGUUAAGAAAGCACAUGGGAGAUCUUUCCAUCUUCUGAGACUCGAAGUUCUUAUCAUACAGAUCUUUCACUUGCUUAGUUAGAGUCACACCAA
Mus musculus (house mouse) is the source of this 2323-nucleotide messenger RNA. RefSeq names its product sialic acid binding Ig-like lectin 15 (gene Siglec15). The transcript has 6 exons. The record is from RefSeq and is marked validated. Lineage: Eukaryota; Metazoa; Chordata; Mammalia; Rodentia; Muridae. Bases 174 to 1202 code for a protein of 342 amino acids.